UUACUGGUUUCCCUGGUGACGGUUGCCAAGGCAGCAGAUGCAGGCGUCCGGAAGAGGGAACCCGGCCCAGCAGUCCGAGGUCCUAGAAGGGAGAAGCAGCGAGACGGCUGAGGAGCAAGAUGGCCUCGGACGAAGCCUCACAGGACACUGUGCGGCUGCAGUUCAAGGCGAUGCAGGAGCUGCAGCACCGAAGGCUACAGAAGCAGAUGGAGGCAAAGAGAGAAAAGAGCCUGCACCUCCAGAGCCAUGCUGACCACCAGGAAGGGCCCUCGGGGGUCUCUGACAGCCUUGGCCUCCUUCUCUCGGGGGAGCAGGACUUGAAGAGCGUCUUCCAGCAGAGGGUGCUCGAGGACGAGGUCCAGCAGCUGCGGGAGGAGCUCAGGGAGACCUCGGACGAGAACGGGCGGUUGUACAAGCUGCUGAAGGAGAGGGACUUCGAACUCAAACACCUCAAGAAGAAAAUAGAAGAGGACAGGCUGGCCUUCACAGGGACAGCCGGCCCAGCAGGAGACCUGGUUGCCACCAAAGUCGUGGAGCUGUCCAAAAGGAACCGAGUGCUGGCGGCAGAGUCGGAGGCUGCGCGAGCCAGGGUGAAGCAGCUGAGCAGUCGCGUGCAGGAGCUGGAGCGGGAGUUGCAGACGGCCCUGGCCCGGCUGCCAGCCAAGGGGGCCACAGAUGCAGGAGCCAAGCCAACGAGGCCCCAGAUGGGAGACAGCACCCUGCUGGACACCCUGGAGGUGAAGGCCCUGCAGGACCGGCUGGUGGCCACGAACCUGAAGAUGAGUGACCUGCGCAACCAGGUCCAGGCCGUGAAGCAGGAGCUCCGAGUGGCCCAGAAGGUCCUGGCCAGCGAGGUUGGGGAAGACGUGAGCGUGCAGCAGCUUCUGUCCUCACCAGGGACCUGGAGGGGACGCGCCCAGCAGAUCCUCGUGCUGCAGAGCAAGGUCCGGGAGCUUGAGAAGCGCUUGGGACAGUCCCAGAGCAGGUCUGCAGGGACAGCCAGUGACCAGCUGUCUGUCCACCCAGACCCCAGGAAGCUGUCGCCACAGGAGAGGAACCUGCAGAGGAUCCGCAGCCUGGAAAGGGAAAGGCAGGAGGGCUGGGAGAAGCUUGCAGGUGAGCGAGACGCCCUCCAGGGAGAGCUGGAGGAGCUGAAGAGAAAGUUCGAGGGUGCGCGCUCCCGAAACAAGAUCCUGUCCAGCGAGGUGAAGACACUCCGGGGCCAGAUGGGGACACUGGCAGAGAAGGGCAGGCAUGACGAUGAGCUCAUCGACGCCCUCAUGGAGCAGCUGAAGCAGCUGCAGGAGACCCUGAGCAGCCUGAGCCUGCAGGAGGAGAAGGUCCGCACGUCCCAGCGCCACCAGGACCAGGAGGCCCACAGUGAGGCCCAGCGGAGCAGCAGCCUGGUGGCCCAGCUGCAGGCCAUGGUGGCCGAGCGGGAGGCUAAGGUGCAGCAGCUGGAGCUGGAGGUCAGGCAGCUGGGCAUGCAGGACAGAGGCGCCGGCGAGGGGUCCUGCAGGCCUGAGGUGAACCCCACUGGCCCCAGGCUCGCAGGGGACCAGGCCAGGUCCCCAGGCUCCACAGGUGACCACGCCGGCCGGCUGGGACCCUCUCGUGCCGUCAGCAGCCUGGGCCACACGCUGGUGGAGUCUGCGCUCACAAGGCCUUCCCUGCCCAGCCCCCACGGGACCACACCCAGGUUCCCAGACCCCGAGGAGCAGAAAGGCUGGCAGGCUCAGGCGACCGAGGCCAAGGCACUGUGGCAGGCCGCCGAGGUGGAGCGGGACCGGCUCGGCGAGUUUGUCACCGUGCUGCAGAGAAGGGUGGAGGACAGCAGCACCAGGCUACUGGAGGCUGAGAGGGAGCUACGGGCAGCGCGGCAGCGUUCAGUGGUGCUGGAGCAGCAGCUGGAGAAGGUGCGGCUGGAGCCUGGCCGGGCCUCGGCCAGGGGCAGAGCAGGUCUGCCUGCCUCCAGCACCAGGAAUAACCCGACAGGGAGCAAGAAGGCCCCGUCCUCUGCCCCGAUGUCCAACGUGCCCGUGGAGUCCCAGGUGGAGGAGCUGACUGCCAGGCUGGCCGUGCAGGUGGAGGAGAAUGAGCUGCUGCGGACAGCCCUGGGCAGCGCCCUGAGGGGCAAGGAGGAGGACUUCCGCGUGUACCACGAGACCCUGGCCCAGGUGAAGGGCGUCUUCCUGCAGGCCCUGCGGCAGCAGAGGACUGAUGGGCACUAGAGGGUGGGCUGGUGUCUGCAGCCUCCCGGAAGCCACCGGAGCCCCUCAGGGUGACCAAGCCCAGCCUCGGCCUGGUGGCACCUGGGCACACCCGCCCCAGCUCUGGGACAGCAAGCCAGCUGCAAAGGGAUGGACGUGUGCCCCACCCAGCGCCAUCUGAGGCCACCACCCACCCCAGACUGGGCACUGGCUCCCCGGCCCUGGAGCCAGACCUGUAAUAGCCAUUGCCGUGGUAAUCGCAAUCCUGCAGUUGGUGAGGGGCUCCUGCUGACCUCGGGGUCAGGGGUGCCAUGGAGUCUCGGUGGGGCUGGGCCCUGAGGACGCUGGGCUGCUGGUCCCCAUGGGCAACUCUGGGGGGCAGCGGGACCUGGGCCAAGGUGCCAACCGCACCCGGUGUGUGCACAAGGGCUUCACGGCACUGGGUUCUGGCCAGGCCCGAAGCUCGUCCUCUCCUCAACUUCUGGUGUCACCUCAGCUGCCCGGAAGACUCACCAAGUCCUGACCAGGAGGCCCAGCCGCACGGCCUAGCCUCUGCCCCAGGGGCAGCACCACCCAUCUGGCACGUCCACCUCAGGGCAGGACAGAGGCUGCAGGGCCAGAGGCGAUGCUGGUGGGGCCUCUGCCCUGGCAGGAGCAGGCCACGCGUGACAGCCCUGGCUCACACGGCCCUCUGCAGGCACUGGGCACCCUGAGGGUGCACUUGGCAUGGGGUGCAGACCCCACCCCUGUGGUGUCCCCAGGAGCAAGAGCGGGCAUGGGACCAGCCCUCCACAGUCCCCUGGGCAGGGGCAGGGGUGCGGCGGGCACCUGCUGCCAGCUUUGUGCCCUCCGGCAAGUGGCUUGUGCUCCCCGGCCUCCCUGGCCUCAUUGUGAAGUGGGGACAGUGACAAACCCCCAAGACCACCAAGGAGACGCUGGCUGUCCACAGCAUUGCUAUUUACUUCUGCACAAGGACCAGUGUCUGGACUGAUGGCCGUCGGCAGAGUAGGACUCGUGUAAGGACAGACAGCAGAGAGCUGCUGCCCGGCAGCACAGCGGCCCCUCUGCCCACCCUUGGCAAACUGAUCAGCGGGCACCCGUGGGGCCAUGAGGCUUCCAGUCCCUGGCCAGGUGGCUGCAGACAGAACUUUGCAGGGCCCUCGUGGCCGGGGAGCCCCGUGGGGCCACAUGCCCAGCACCUGUCCUGUCUGUGGGCGCCCUACUGUGCCCUCUGGCUGGGACCCUGCCUCAGAGUCCCACUGGACCCCAUGAGCCGACAGCCACUGGCACACAGUAGGCCCCCAAUAAAUGCCCAUGUGGGGCACUGCAGUGAG
Messenger RNA from Heterocephalus glaber (naked mole-rat), 3544 nucleotides. It is a transcript of the gene Ccdc13, whose product is annotated as coiled-coil domain containing 13. Gene Ontology annotation, cellular component: centriolar satellite. Gene Ontology annotation, biological process: cytoplasmic microtubule organization; non-motile cilium assembly. Lineage: Eukaryota; Metazoa; Chordata; Mammalia; Rodentia; Bathyergidae. The record is from RefSeq and is a predicted model, not a curated record.